Dermacentor andersoni is the source of this 3434-nucleotide messenger RNA. RefSeq names its product histone acetyltransferase 1 (gene Hat1). Gene Ontology annotation, molecular function: histone acetyltransferase activity; histone binding. Gene Ontology annotation, cellular component: nucleus. The record is from RefSeq and is a predicted model, not a curated record. Lineage: Eukaryota; Metazoa; Arthropoda; Arachnida; Ixodida; Ixodidae. Gene Ontology annotation, biological process: subtelomeric heterochromatin formation.
AACGUGACUCGGCGGGAAAACAAGCAAUGAAAAUGGCGGGUGUCUCAUUAUCGAAAGAGGCCCUGGAGGCCUACGUCGUCUCUGCGAAUGAUGUUGUGCACUUCAAGUUGGUUAUGACGACGGAUGACAUCGAAGAUGAUGACAUUGCCUUUAAUCCGGAGAUGUCUCAUCAAAUCUUCGGCGAGGGGGAAAGCAUCUUUGGCUACCGGGACUUGCAGGUCAAGCUGUACUAUGGCAGCUGCUCACUUACUCCAUACCUUGGCAUGUCCUACACGGAAAAGAUUGAUCUAAAGAAGAGUGACGGUCUCAAGGCUGAUGAUGUGCUCAAAACCGUCUUGGAGAAACUGCCUUCUGGUGUUCACACAAACAUAGAUGAGUUUGUGUCCGUACUUCCCAAAGAAACCACAUUCCGACCAUUUGGUGAAUUACUUCACUCCUUUAAAAUUGGAAAAGGUGGCCUGUCGCGUACAUUUGAGCUGUACUCAGCAGGCGUGACGACGCCUGGCUUUCUGGAUUAUCACGCUCGCAUGCAGAGCUUCAUCCUGUGGUUCAUUGAUGCAGCUUCGUACAUUGACUCGGAUGACGAGAAGUGGGAGUACUUUGUCCUGCAUGAGAAAAGGGUUGUGGAUGGAGUCACAUGCUACCCCUUCGUUGGCUACGCAACAGUGUACAGAUACUAUGCUUAUCCAACCCACAUCAGGCCAAGGAUCAGCCAGAUGUUAGUUCUACCUCCAUACCAGAAGAUGGGCUUGGGUACAGAGUUGCUCCAGGGAGUAUACAACUUUUACAGAGACCGAAGCGACGUGCUGGACAUUACAGGUAUGGAAGAUCCUUCGGAGGUUUUCACACGACUCAGAGACUUUGUCGAUGCCAGAAACUGCUUGAAGCUUGCUUCAUUUGCGAAGGAACACUUGCUCAAAGGCUUCUCUGAAGAGAUGUGGAAAGAAGCCCAGCAGAAACUGAAGGUUAACAAGAAGCAGGCACGGAGAGUAUACGAGAUUCUUCGAUUACGAGCAACAAACACUGCGAAUGCCAGCCAGUACAAAGCAUACCGCCUGGAAGUGAAGAACCGGCUAAACGCACCUUACCAGAAGCAAAAGACUGAUGUUGAGAAGCUGCAACGGACGAUGUCGCCGGAGGAGUUCCGUGCGACGCUCCAGUGCCUGAAUGCAGAGAACCGCAUCGAGCAGCUCGAGAGUCAGUACAGGGAUUUGGAGUUGGAGUACAGGCGCACCAUCGAGCGCCUCGCCGUCGCUCCGAGGAGCUGAUGCGGCGGUGCCGCCACCACAACUGUGUGCGCUGUUCAUCCUGUGUUUGGUGCGUGCGUGUUUGCCUGCUUGGUCGUCCAUGUUCCGCAUGUUGUCCUACUCAAGGGGAGACUGCACGCCGUGUGCCACUGUUAUUCAAGGCGACAACACCGUCUUUGUAGCACUGUCAUGUUUGAAGCGUUUUUUUUUUUUUUUAGAUCUGACUUGAGAGGAAGCCUCUAUCUGAAUACAGGGAAACUGAGGAUUUUGUAGUGCUCGGCGUCGAAUAAGCCAGUUUCAGUGAGGUUUAUUGCAACUUAAAUGACAAAGUUAAAGUGCGUCGUGUGCUUGGCACUUCCUCUUAAGACCGUCAGGAAUUGAUGUGAAUGGAAGUCAUGUGUUAUUGCACCGGUUAUGGAUAUAUGUCUGCUUAUUGUUGCUUGACAUUUCUGGGAGCACAAAAGCUGUUGAUUCAGCUCAUGUCAAUCCAGUCUGCUAAUACAGUCGCCAGUGCCUAAAUAGACAAACCUGCUCCCAGGUUUUGCGAGCUAGCUUCCUCCCAGGGUUGCCUGCAGCUGUUGAAGCACUCACGCCAAGAUUGACCACCUUGCAGAGUUUCGUAAGGAGGUGUGCAUCUGCACGAAUUGCCAAUAUGCAGAUCUGGCUAGCAUGAAAAUGAUUGAUGAGAGUAGCGCGUGGAUUUGCAUUAACUUUUUCCCACUGGUUUUGAUUGUAUUUGUAGCCUUUCAUACCCUUUGAUUCGUGAGGUUACUCAGAGAAACUAGUGCAAGCAGAACAGACGGCAAAAAUGGACAGAGGACAGCGGCUGCUUUUUCGUCGUCUGCUCUGUUUUUGUUCUCCUGAACAUCUCCCCCAACCGGUGCGGUAUAUUAACCGGCUACAGUUCCUAAGGUUACUUUGCCAUUGGUAAAUUUGAUGCUUGGCAAACUACCAGAUGAGGCAAAAUGGUUAGCCUUAUUUAGUCUCCAACUGCUGCUACCCAACUGUUUUCAGGACUUUACAGAGAUAACAAUUAUUUCUUUGAGAAUAUCAGAAGCUACUCAUUGUAGGUGGUGCCAUUUGAAUGUAACCUAGAUUUACUAGCUCACACACUCUCAAGUGUCGUGGUUUAUUAAUUGAUAUGAAAUUACAAACUAAAGCAAAUUUUAUGUAUGUGAAACACUAAGCACACCUUAAAAAAAAGUUUAAAAGCAACCACACAGCACAGUUGUACCCCUAACACAAUAAAGGAAACUUGCAUUGGGUUUUCUAGCGAAGCCAUGGAAAACGAUAGAAACGUCUGCAUGCUACUACCUUUGAUUCCCACAUUGUUCAAAUGAUUUUUUUUUAUUCUAUAGUUUAGGGCACAAAAAGGAAACAGUGGGCAACAGUUGGGCCCAGUCUUUUAUCCAUUAUUGUUUGAGAUGGCAUGUGUGAUUGCCAAUGUAGGCCUUGCAUACGUUAGCAUGGGUCCUGCAAGGGCAAUGUUGACCCAGCGUUUGGUUUCCUUUACAGUGUUAUUUGUAAUGUCAUGUGUUGAAAAACAUUGGCUCGAUUGCAUGGCACCGGCCCCAAGUUAGACAAUGUUGGUCCAGACAUUGGUCACCCUUACAUUGUUACUUGGGAUAGCAUGAAUGAUUGAAGUGCUGAACUUUUCUGUGGUAAACUUGGCUAGAAACUGUGGAUAACCUUGAUGCGUGAGAAGUUUUGCUUAAAAAAAGUAUACUCUAGGCUAAAUAAUGUAUGCCAUCAUUAUUUGCAAAGAAUUUGGCUAGCUAAAAGAGGGCUAUAAAAUGCUAAUGUGUUCCCUCUUUCGCAAAUGUAGCACACCAAGUUUUUUUCAGUAUUAGUGGCUCGUGCAGUUAUAUCUUUUUUUUUUUUUUAGUUUCAUGGUUGAAACAUAAAAACAGACAGUUGUGCUCAUCAGCAUGCGGUAACUUGUACAUUUGUCACAGUCAACUAGUGUGAAAGGGUGGGUGAAAACAAUCAUCUUAUAUAACCAUGUAGCCUGAAUAAUUAUUUAGACUCUGCUGUGGUGUUGAGGAUUAUCUGUAAGCCUUAACACAUUCAUAAUUUGUGCUGCUGUACUUGCGGGUUAUUUCUGUGCGCAGCUGUAAUCUUGUUUUACUGCACGUGUUGUUCAAUUUCUUUGAUUUGUGGUAAUAAAAAUAUCCUUGUGCUAUCCAA